CGUACGUCUGCUUCUCACCUUUUUGGGGAGUCGACCUAAAAAUGUCGGCAUCAACGUCACUCCGCUGUCUGCAUAGCAGGCGCAUUGUCUUACCCUUACAGAUACUCCAAGAGCAAAAUGGGCAAACUGAAAAGGUUCGACAUUGUUUUCAACAGCGCGCAGGGAGUGUUUUUCGCUGGGCAGGUGGUAUGUGGUACCGUAGAAGUGGAGCUGAGCGAGGCCAUGAAACUGCGAGAGCUACGUAUGACUUGCUUUGGGAGAGCAUAUGUUCAUUGGUCGGAGGUUGAGAAUGUGGGACAUAGGGGUGGCCGUCAGCGAAUUGAAACAGUGGAAUACAGUGCUGAUGAAGAAUACUUCCAGUACAAGUUUAUACUGUGGACCUUAGAGUCAAAGUCUGAAGAGAGUGAAUGCAUGUCUGCUGGCGUUCAUUCCUUCCCUUUUUCCAUGGAACUGCCAUUGAACCUGCCUCCUUCCUUUGAAGGUGAUUAUGGAUAUAUUCGCUACUGGGCAAAAGCUACUAUGGAUAGACCAUGGAAGUUUGACCACCAUACAAAGCGUGCAUUCACAGUCAUUUCAAAUCUUGAUCUUAACGAAGAGCCUGGAAUAGCGGAUUCACUUCAGUACCAUGGGGAGAUAAGUGCUGGCUGCUGUUGCAUGCCCUCAGGACGCUUCAGUGGCCGAUUCUGUACCAACUAUCGUGGAUUUGUUCCUGGUGCAGACUUGAUGCUAUAUUCAGAGAUAGAAAACUUCACACGCUCAUCUUGUUGGUGCGAGUUCAAGCUAAAGUUGCUAGUAACUUAUGUAGCUGGGAGAAAAUACAAGCAAGAGAAGAAAGUCAUCAAGCGCAUUCAACAAGAUGAGAUCCAGCGUGGUCAUAGCUGUUCAUGGACUGAAGCUAUGCAGAUACCACCUCUUCCUCCUUCCCAUCUUAAAGGAUGCAAACUUAUCACCACACAGUACUUUCUUCAGUUUGUUGUCAGUUCUGAUGCCAGCUGCUCUUGUGAUGACAUAGAGUUUGAAGAUGAAGUUAUUAUUGGCACCAUCCCUCUUGCCCCAGCGCUGCCUCCACCAAGCCCAUGCUUGACUAAAUCACCUCUAGACCCUGACUCUGCAGCAGCAUCGAAGAGCAAGAAACACAAAGGUAAAUCAGAUCAAGCAGCUCUCUCAAUUUUGGACAAAAAACAGGAAAUGAGAAGCCGUAUUAUUGGACCUCCUACAUAUGAGGAGUCCGUGUUUGGAGAAGUCAGCAUUCGAGAAAAGGAUGAUUCUGAAGACACAUCAGGAAGCCUUACGUUUACGCCCCGGUACUCUUUUUACCAUUCCAAAACAUCAGGAUGAAAUUUGGCAGCUAACAUGUUUGAUUUGGAAAUACACACUAGCAACCCUGGUCAGCCACAUUGGCUGCUAACAUUCAGUGAGCCAGAGCUAUCCUCUGCCAAAGUUAUAUUGGCCUUCAUAUUUUCCAGAGGAGGUAUCAAUGUUUCAGAACUUCAAAAAGUGCCGCUUCAUUUUGGAUUCAUUGUAACUUAGAAUUUCUUCCUCUUAGCAUCCUUUACUUAUAAUUAUGUGUUUCUUAUUUUUUCCUUCUUGUUAUCUAUUCCAAUUUUUUUCUUGUUUGUUUUUAGUCAAAAUGUAUAGUAAACCUUACCAUAAAUUACUAAGAGUCCUAAUAGCCUCCAAAAGAAUCCUUUUGCGCAUAAAUGAUCAUACAUAUCCAGAUCUUGCUGUUAGACCCACUUGCAGGUAAUUACUGAUUCCAAAUGGAUGUUCAAUAUAAAAUCCUCUCUACUAGUUGAAAUGAUAUCAUGGUUUUCAGUGACGAAUGACUGUAACGUCUGGCACACAAUAAGAUGAGUACUUUCUCCUUUUGUUAACAGAAAAUACUAUUUUAGUUGAAAGUAUCGUAAUAUUCUGUUUAGGUAUGUACUCUAGGUAGCAGAAAAAUAUUGCAAUGUUCACAGCAAGACUAAAAUUUCAAUAAAACUUUUAAAUCUUUGUAAACACAUUUCUGUGUGACACCUUAAAGCCAUACCUUGAAUCCAUGGAUUCAAAGACGCUAAUAUGUUAGUUCUGUCUCUCUCCACUACCCCAGUUUCUUUCUAUUUAAAAAACAAUGUCAAAUUUUACUGUUCCUUUCAGCAUUGCAGGCAGGGCGGUCCGGUGGUGCAAAGGUUAGCACCAGUCACCAAUACAGUGACGUUUGGCUGUCCUGGGUUCAGCUCUCGUCUCAGGCAUGCUAUUUCUUUCUCUGCACGUGGUGUCUGUUCACGAUGCUGGCUGCCUUGACGUGAUAUAGCUUUAGUUAUUGGCUUGGCAUAAAACAACAAUCGUAUCAGCAUAGCAGGCACAUUCAAAGCAUGCUCUUGGACAAAGAUCUCUAAAUUAUCAGUCACGCUCCAAGGCUGCCCGUUUCAAGGUGCAUGACCCUGCAGCAUUUCUGAUCCUUAACCAACCGUGUGGUAAUGUUACCUCUGUUUUAUAACUAUGGCCCCUGGUUCCAUGGAUGUCAUUAAUUAGGAUGGUUGUUGAAUCCAUUGUCAAGUGUUUUCCUUUUAUUAAAGAGACAGUCUCUAUGGUACUAGCUCAACAAAACCCAUAUGCUGCUAUGAGGUGUAAUGCUCACUGAACAGGUGUGAUUUUAGUGCAUGUUUAAAGGAUUCGAUGGUGAGUAGGUGGCGGAUGUGGAAGGAAAGAGUUCCACUGUUUUAAUUUCCUUAAACAAUGUUUGCAGUGCAGCGAUGUUUCUUUAAUUUAAAAUGGUGUCCUGUGGUGAUUCUAAUUGAACACAUGGUUUUCCGGACUUACCAUGGAGAACCCUCUUGGUUAGUCUAUUUCCUUUCUAAAACAGGCUUCGCCGUUUGCAUUUUUACAUGGAUGCAGGGGGUCUAGUGUCGUAAACAGUAGCCUCAUCAACAACCUAUGUACCCAUCUUAUAUCUGUACAGAUCCUAACGAUUGACGGUAUUUUAGUGACAGUUUUUCGUGCAGAAAGCAUACAGUCAUGAUAAGAAAGCUGUUGUAGUUUAGACUGCAACAGCGGAGUUGAUCCACAAACAUGAUUGACCAACAAGCACGUGGGUCGUGUAAAGGACGCCAUGUCCGCAAACUGCAGAUGGCACUUCUGGUCACAGUCGACAGAUGCUUGUGACACUCGUACAGACUAAUGCUAAAAUGUUAGUGCUUCGGAACAGCGGUAGAAGUUAUGACUGUACCUCACAGAACCCAAAUUUUGAUGAUAAUUUUGCUUUUUUUCUGAGUGUCCGAAGUUUGUUGUUUUUACAUUUGUGAUUUUAAGGUUUGUGCAGCUCAAUGCCGUUCAUUUUAUAUUGUUUGAAACAAAGCAUCAACUAUGAACGGUACUUACGUAUUUUUUACCCCAGUUCCGUCUUUAUAAUCUGUUGUGUAUCACCUGCUAUUUUUUAUUUGAUACAUUCUUGCGUUUUGGUGAGAUUUGCCAUAUUAAUUUCGUGAGAGAUUAGCUUUUAUUGGGGGAUGAGAGGAAGAGAAUAAAAGCUGAAUUGACAGGGUUGUCCAUGGGACAUAUUUUUCUAUCCCAUCCCAUCCCGUCCCAUCCCAUGGUAUUAACAAUCCUAUGGACAACACUGAAAACCACUUUUCGGCUUUUGUUCUAUAAUUCCUGCUACU
Molecule: messenger RNA, 3644 nt
Organism: Pomacea canaliculata
Lineage: Eukaryota; Metazoa; Mollusca; Gastropoda; Architaenioglossa; Ampullariidae
Product: arrestin domain-containing protein 17-like
Exons: 7
Coding region: 118-1338 (406 amino acids)
Biological process (GO): protein transport
Cellular component (GO): cytoplasm
Source: RefSeq, a predicted model, not a curated record